Messenger RNA from Aspergillus calidoustus, 3634 nucleotides. The record is from the annotation of a GenBank genome assembly. NCBI's taxonomy places the organism in Eukaryota, Fungi, Ascomycota, Eurotiomycetes, Eurotiales, Aspergillaceae.
GCGACAAGAUCAAGUCUAGCCCAGCUCGGGCGACCGAGCACAACUGCAUCUGGAACCAUUUUUGCGGAGAACCGGCGAAACGGCGUAAAUCCCCAAACAGUCACUGGCUCCACUUGGAAGCGACAAGACGGGCUGGACGGCGAAAACCCCGUGUUUGCCAGGUUCUAGAAUAUGGUAGCCACGAACAAUGGCCAGACAGUAAUGUGCAAGGCAGGCGACGGACAGCUCAGCCUAGAGAUGGAAGGACGCGUUCUGUAUCAAAUGAUUUUAUAUUUGGCUCGUCUUGCACUCGGGGCUUUCCCACCUGCUUCCUGAUCCUUUCUCUUCCUGACCCACGCCCAAUCCGAAACCAUGCAACUCCAGAAAUCCUACUACAUCGGCGUGGAUGUCGGAACGGGCAGUGCCCGGGCCUGUGUCACCGACGACACCGGCGACAUUGUCAGUCUGGCUUCCGAGGAUAUCCGCCUUUGGAACCCCCAGCAAGAAUACUAUGAACAAUCCACAACCGACAUCUGGCGCAGCAUCUGCUCAUCCGUGCGCCGCGCCAUAGCCGACGGGAAUAUCGACCCCGACGAAGUGCGCGGCAUGGGCUUCGACGCAACGUGCUCACUCGCGGUAUUCGACAGCGAGACCGACGAGCCAGUCUCCAUCAGCAGCCCCGGAUUUGACACGGACCGCAACGUGAUUCUCUGGCUGGACCACCGCGCGAUGCGCGAGACAGAAGAGAUCAUCAAUGCGACCGGCCAUAAGGUGCUUCGGUAUACCGGGGGGAAAAUGUCGCCCGAGAUGGAAAUUCCCAAGAUCCUCUGGUUGAAGAGGAAUAUGGCCGCGGAUGUCUUUGCGAAAUGCAAGUUUUACGAUUUGGUGGAUGCGCUCACGCACAUUGCCACGGGUGGAGAGGAGACGAGGAGCCUCUGUAGCCUUGUUUGCAAGCAGGCGUACCUUCCCAAGGGGGUCGAGGGGAGUACGCAGGGCUGGCAGCGGGACUUUCUCGAGGAGAUUGGAUUGGGCGAUUUGGCUGCUCGUGAGUUUGAGCAGAUUGGUGGUGUUGACGGAGAUACUGGGCAUCAUCUUCACGCUGGAGAUCUCGCAGGCGUACUCUGCGAUAAAGCCGCAAAGGAACUCGGUUUGCCGGCGGGAAUCGCGAUCGGCAGCGGCGUCAUCGACGCAUACGCAGGCUGGAUAGGAACAAUCGGCGCAGACGUCGACCUCGACGAGGAGAAGGAAGAAGUAGAAGAAGAAGAAGAUAAUAACUCAACUGCAAAAACAAAGGACCGACAGCGGUCGAGAGUAUUUACCCGGCUGGCAGCCGUCGCAGGCACCUCCACGUGCCACCUCGCCAUGUCCCCGCGUGCGGUCUUUGUCGCGGGGAUCUGGGGCCCCUAUCGUGAUACAAUCUUCCCAGGCUGCUGGAUGGCAGAAGGCGGCCAGUCGGCAACGGGCCAGCUGCUGAAACAUGUUCUGGAAUCUCACCCAGUAUACAAGCACGCAGUGUCUGCUGCGGAUGAGCUGAAGAUGAACAUUUUCCAAUUCCUGAAUGGCCACCUGUAUGCGAUGGCCCGGGAUAGGGAGGCCUCGAGCAUAGCAUACCUCGCCCGGCACUUCUUUUUCUAUGGAGACUUAUUCGGCAACCGCUCUCCACUAGCAGACUCCACGAUGACUGGAGCGAUCGUCGGCCUCACAAGCGACACAUCGCUCGACGGGCUUGCAAUCCACUACUACGGCACGCUAGAGUUCAUCGCCCUGCAGACGCGCCACAUCGUCGAGACGAUGAACGCAUCCGGCCACGCCAUCCGCUCAAUAUUCAUGUCUGGGUCGCAGUGCCAGAACGAGAUUCUGGUGAAUCUUAUCGCGUCGGCAUGCCGCAUGCCUGUUGUGAUUCCGCACUAUGUCACCGCGGCUGUCUGCCACGGGGCAGCAAUUCUUGGUGCAAGAGCAGCAGCAUUGGCAGCAGGUGGUGGUGAUGGUGCAGGCUCAAACGCUACUACUAAGGGCGAGCCACGAGUGGACCUGUGGGAGGUGAUGCAGAACAUGAGCAAACCGGGCAAAGUAUUUUACCCGACGGAGAGGCAGGAUGAGAUGGCGCUGCUUGCGGUCAAGUAUCAGGUGUUUUUAGACCAGGCUUGUAAACAGAGGGAGUAUCGCUCUAUGGUGGACAAAGCUCUUAAUGAAUGACCAAAUAGUUUGGGAGCGAGUAAUGGAAUAACGCAUUAGUGGAAGGAUAUAUUGUACUUAGUAUUUGCGCGAUGGCCGUCGCUGCGAUUUGAAAAGCUUCAUUACCCGUAAAGGGCGUUAACCUGCCCAAAGUAAGUAAGAUUCAGACUUGGAUUCCUUUGCGAUAGAGAUAUUCUUUCCUUCCACGUAGGGCAUAAUACUACAAAAUGGUACGUAUUAUCCCGUUUCUUCGAUCAGCUCCAUCAGCACCUGUCUCGCGCGCUUGAUAUCCGCAGCUUCAUCCUCCCAGUAUGUCAGAGCCUCAAGGGUCUUUGUGAAAUGACCUCUCAGAUCUUCUUCAGCAAGGUCAAUCCCUGGCACAUCCAGAUUCCCACUCUUGACGAGCGCAAUGACAAUCAGCGAGGCGGUCACCAGGGCUCGGAGGUCGAACCAGAUGCCGUGGUGGCGGUGGCGGAGACAUCGCGCCUGGAGGAUUUGCAUACAGCAAGUGAAACCGGACUGGGCCAGGGCCUGCAUCGAUGCUGCCUCACCCGCGGUGAGAUUGGAGGGUGCUGCUACUCCAGUGGUCAUUGGGUGAUGGAUGGCAAAGUAAAGAAAUGGUUGGUAUAGCCAGAGCCGGAUUUCGAGCAAGCGGUUGCCGAUGGCCCAACUGAGUUCUAGGGAGAUCGAAUCGUGCAAGUCAUGGUUGCUGCCAUGUCCUCCGCCUGCAGCUGUUGCAUGACCUGUUGGGCUAUUGGCAUUAUUGCCGUAGUACUGCAUCGCGGGAGGCAAGUUCGCCGCCCAUGCAUUGAUUUGCGACUCGAAUUCCAGCGCAAUGGGAAUAAAAGGCUUCAGGGUCGACCAGGUCGACGCAGGCCUGUUACCUCGGUAGAAGGCGUUGAGAACGCGAUUUGCGAUGCGUCGCAGCGCGACCUCGGUCAGAUAGUAGUACCAGCUUUGCUCUUCAUCGAAGAGUUGGAUAAUAUGGCGGCGCGCUUCAAGAUCCGGUCGGUCGAAUAGCCGAUGCUGCUGAGUAUGUGCAGUGCGGCGAUCCUCGUCGAGCGACCCGGGCGGGAAUUGGUCGUUUCCAGGAUAGUCGCCGGAGAGGGUCGGCGGGGUCGGAAACAAGGUAGGGUAUUCGAAUUCCGCUAUUGCAGAUUGUGGCAGUGGAAGCUCGACGCGUAUCUCGACCUCGGAUUUGAAGCAUGACCAGUACAGACUUUGCUCGAGUCGGCGGGCCACGGAGUCAUGCUGGGUUUCUGCGUCAUGUGCGGACAUGUCAUCGAUACUGAGACCCUCUAUGAGUCGGAGACGGAGCCGGUAAAACGUCGAAGCCUGCGAAAAGUGAUUCCAGGCAGCAAGUGGGCGAAAGGUGUACAUCAGGUAGACUGCAAUGCAACCAAUCAGCUGAGAAAGAAAUAUUUCGGCAAGGGAUCCAAACCAUACCACCAGCAAAGAAGUGACACUGCGCGCCUAUCAC